AUGUAUUUGCCAAGUUGUUACAACUUUUCUUCUAAGUCUGACUUUGGCACAUUAGCGCAGGCAUCGACUUUGCUGGACCAUGGCAACAUUUCCGCCAGAAGAUUGUCAGAGUACAAGAGUUACUGGCCACACGGCUCUCCAGGCAAAUGGAGCGUGUAUCAGCCACACCACAGCGGCCCCCCGGUGCCUCAGCCCUGCUUUAACUCUUCAGCAGAAGCGGCGUAUCACCGGGAGCAGCUGUACGCGGCCCCGGCCUUCCACGCGCAGGUAUUUACCGGAGACACACACGGCUUCCCCGGGAGCUACCGAGCGCCAGGGCCGGACGCACCGCUCUACCUCAGGGCUGCGAGCAAGAACAAGAUUUUACCGUCUGCAUUUGAUCAGUUCUUUGAUUAUUCCGAGGAGGGGGAUGUCAGAACACAAACAAAACAAACAGAGAAGGCGCCUGCCCAGACCAGCAGCGACUGGACGAGCUGUCAGAGCAGCGAGAGCGCCGAGGAGAAAGAGGCUGCAGACGGAGUCAGAGAGGGCGAGGAGGAAGAGGAGCUCUCCGAGGGCCCCUUAAAGCCUUGUGUGAGGAAAAAGCGCUGUCCAUACUCCAAACAGCAGAUCCGAGAGCUGGAGCGGGAGUUUCUCUGCAACGUCUACAUCAACAAAGAGCGCCGCGUGCAGCUAUCCCAGCGUCUUGGCCUCACAGACCGACAGGUGAAGAUCUGGUUUCAGAAUCGAAGGAUGAAAGAGAAGAAACUGAAGAGGGAGAGGCUGCAGUAUUACACGGGAUACCACCUGUUUUGAUGAAGAAAAACCAGAGCUGUGGACUUAGCCCCACAUGUACUGUACAUGUGCCCUAUUUAUAAGCAGGGUCUGUUCAUAUCAAAAGUCUACGGCCAUAAGCUUGGGCUUUAAAGUAUCAUAUCCUCACUUGUUUCUUAUUGUUUUAAAUGUGUAAUUCAGUGCACAGUGUAGUAACUCUUAAACCCUUUAUUCCUCUAUCAGUGUAAAUGUAAAUGUAAAAACAUGAGCUCACACGAUCGCUGCUGCCGCGUUUGAAUUACAUACUGGGUUAUGCGGAAAAUAAGGCUCUAAAUCCGAUUAUGGCACAGUUCCUUUGU
Molecule: messenger RNA, 1112 nt
Organism: Periophthalmus magnuspinnatus
Lineage: Eukaryota; Metazoa; Chordata; Actinopteri; Gobiiformes; Gobiidae
Product: homeobox protein Hox-A11a-like
Exons: 3
Coding region: 1-795 (264 amino acids)
Biological process (GO): anatomical structure development; regulation of transcription by RNA polymerase II
Cellular component (GO): nucleus
Molecular function (GO): RNA polymerase II cis-regulatory region sequence-specific DNA binding; DNA-binding transcription factor activity, RNA polymerase II-specific
Source: RefSeq, a predicted model, not a curated record